AUGCAACCACAAACCCUCUACUUCGCCUACGGCUCCAACCUCCAUCUCACCCAAAUGUCCCAUCGCUGUCCGCAAUCCCGCUACCUGGGCACCGGCACCCUCCCAAACUACAAAUGGCAGAUCAACAUCCGGGGCUACGCGAACAUCGUCCCUUCCCCCGGGGAUUACGUCAAGGGCCUCUGUUACCUGCUGAGUGAGAACGAUGAGGCGGCGUUGGAUGUUAAUGAGGGCGUACCGUGGGCUUAUGAGAAGGUUUGGAUGGGGGUGGAGUGUUGCGCUGGGAGUGUGAGGGUUGUGGGGAGGAGGGUGGAGGGUGGAGGAGGUUGA
Molecule: messenger RNA, 327 nt
Organism: Hymenoscyphus albidus
Lineage: Eukaryota; Fungi; Ascomycota; Leotiomycetes; Helotiales; Helotiaceae
Source: the annotation of a GenBank genome assembly